CUUUCACGUCACUUCGUCAUACGCAGCCUUCGUUACGACAUCGAGGAGCGUUACAACGAAACGAAACGAUACGAAAGCCGAAGAACGACACAGCCCGCGGAAGGCGUCGGUGUCGCGACGCUCUGUCGACGAGCCUCCACUUGCUUCUCAUCUUCCUCAUCCUCGUGUUCGACGUCGCGUGAGCAGCAGCUAGCGCCGCGAUUUACCGUCGCCCGGCGAGACGAGAUUUUUGGCAGGCGUUUUGGAGCGCAGUUUGAGCACGGCGAGCGAGCGAGUUGCGACGCCGGGCGAGAGGGAAAACAGAGAAAGAGGGAGAGAGCUCACCUCUCGAGGUCAAGUUUUCUCGGGUGUUCCUCGGGCUUUUGGAAGCUGACACGUCGACAAAAGUCUACCGGUCAUACAGUUUGACAGUUGAUACGCGAGGGAGAGUUAAAAAAAAGAGCGAGAGAGAGAAAGAGAGAGAGAGAAAGAGAGAGUGAGGUACGGUAACAACGCAGAGUAGAGUCGUGUGGUGGUACAGAUAAGUGGGAUCGAAGCUGAAACCCCAAGCGAAAGGAACCGAUUCGAACGCGGAAGAGCGGGAAAUCGAGGCGCGCGCUCUUAUGUUGAGCGCGCGUGAUUUGUGACUGUCACAUCGCACACGAGCGCACUCUAAACACAUACCGGCGAGAUGGCGUCCAACCGCAGCGUACUAGAUCGCCUGUCAUGCAGGCAGGUGCUGAACAUCAUGGUGAUCCUCGGCUUCAUGCUGAACUACAUGCUGCGCGUGAAUCUCACAAUAGCGAUCGUCUCGAUGGUGACGCCGAGCAACAGCAGCCUGUCCCCGCAUGCCAACGAGUCGGUGGACGAGUGCGGUGCCCGGGCGACGGUGACGAGCGACGUCAGCCCGAUCGACGACACCAGAGGCCCGGUGCAGAUCGACGUCGACGCAGCCGCUAAUAGAGUCAACGAGACGAACGGCACCGCGCUCUUAUCGGCGUUCCCACAGCGACACCCGGAGGAGCGAGUUCAGACCAAGUACCCGUGGAACGAGUACGAGGUGAACCUGAUCCUCGGCAGCUUCUUCUGGGGUUACAUCUGCACGGAGCUACCGGGCGGUCGGCUCGCAGAAAUCAUCGGCACUAGACGGGUAUUCGGCUACAGCAUGCUGAUAGCGAGUCUCAUCACCCUGCUGACGCCGUUAGCCGCCGCCCUUGGCUACGCGGUGGUCGCGGCAUUGAGAGUCGUACUGGGAUUCAUGCUGGGUGCCACCUGGCCUGCGAUCCAGCCAAUGACUGCUCGAUGGAUUCCACCGACGGAGCGUAGCAAGUUCGUCUCUAACAUGAUGGCCUCGUCGCUCGGCGCCGCGAUCACCAUGCCGAUAUGCGGCUAUCUCAUCGCCUCGCUCGGUUGGGAGUCGGUCUUCUAUGUGACCGGCGCGAUUGGCGUUACAUGGAGCGCGGCGUGGUUCUUGCUGGUGUUCGACUCGCCAUCGCAGCAUCCGCGCAUCAGCCACGAGGAGCGGCGUUAUAUCGAGGACGCCAUCGGAGUCACCGCCACCGCCAAGCACCUGCCAGUGCCCUGGCGGUCGCUCCUCACCUCGACGUCCGUCUGGGCUAUCGUUGUGACGCACGCGUGCAGCGUCUUCGGCUACUUCACCGUGGUCAAUCAACUGCCCACUUACAUGAAGUACAUCUUGCACUUCAACAUUAAGGAGAACGGCCUGCUGUCCUCGCUGCCAUAUCUCGGCAAGUAUGUCUUCGCGGUGUCCACGUCCACCUUGGCCGACUACUUGCGUCGCACCAACAAGUUGUCCGUCACGGCGAUACGUAAAAUCUUCACAACGCUCGCCGUGAUACCGCCCAGUGUUCUCAUGGUGAUCCAAGCGUAUUACGGUUGCGAUCGCGCAGCCUCGGUCGUCAUUUUCACCGUCGCCCUGACGAUAAACGGCGCUGUGACGGCCGGUUAUCUGGGUAACGGUCUCGACAUCGCGCCCAAUUUCUCGGGCACCAUAUUCGGCAUCGCCAACACCUUCAGCUCAUUGGGCGGCUUCCUCAGUAGCUUCAUGGUCGGCACCAUCACGUACCAAAAUCAGACCUACACGCAGUGGACCAUCGUGUUCUGGACUCUGGCGACCAUGUACUGCAUCAGCGGGCUCACCUUCCUGAUAUUCGGCACCGGCGAGCUCCAGAAGUGGAACAAUCCGGCGGAGAGAGUGACGAAGAAGAGCACCACCGUCGAGGACGGCAACGACUUCGUCGAAUCGUUUCCGCUCACAAGUAAGAAGACGAUUUCGUAGCGGCGCGAACGUGGAAGUUGGGACUGGUCGGAGAGAUUGCGAGAGGUGAGCGAAAUGACGUGGUCCAUCGCGAUCUUGGCGCGUACACUGAGAAAAAAUACUUAAAAAUCUAUUCGUGGGACAUAAAACUUAUUUCUUGCGAAUGAACUUUACAUCCCACAAAUAAAUUGUCAAGUAUCUCAUUCUCCGGAUACCUCGUCGACGCGAUGCAUAUUCCAGACGGGACAGUAUUCGUUUUUAUUCUCCGCGACAUCCAGUGCGGUCGGUAAACGUUUAGAAACCUUUCAACAAACUUCAAGCGAUAGCCCGUGAGAUGCAAGUUGUUUCACACUGCCUGGUAAGUUCGCGCUUAGAGAAUCGCGUCUUUUAUUUCUCUACGAUAUCGGCGGUAACUUAUUGUCGCGAUUAUUUCCCGUUUUAUACUUAGUGCGCGAGAAUUCGAGAAAAAAUUACACUACCAAGGUAAAGGCCUCGAUUUUUUUUUUUUUAUAGUUUUUACAUUAGAUUCGCUUCCUUUAGUUCCGCCAAGUCUAGGGUUGGAUGAUGAUACAGUGCGUUUUUAUUCACUUUUUAUCAAUACCGAUGUACUGUAAGUGCGGCUAUCAAAGAGAAACGAGCGAGUAGCGGCGUUUUAGCUUAGACUAAGCGUUUACACGACAUCAGCCGAUAAUACGAAUUUAUAAAUAAAUAUGCGAUUUUUAGCAA
Molecule: messenger RNA, 2983 nt
Organism: Odontomachus brunneus
Lineage: Eukaryota; Metazoa; Arthropoda; Insecta; Hymenoptera; Formicidae
Product: putative inorganic phosphate cotransporter
Exons: 8
Coding region: 671-2278 (535 amino acids)
Biological process (GO): monoatomic anion transport; transmembrane transport
Cellular component (GO): plasma membrane
Molecular function (GO): transmembrane transporter activity
Source: RefSeq, a predicted model, not a curated record